Molecule: messenger RNA, 1725 nt
Organism: Mycena indigotica
Lineage: Eukaryota; Fungi; Basidiomycota; Agaricomycetes; Agaricales; Mycenaceae
Product: Amino acid transporter
Exons: 17
Coding region: 1-1725 (574 amino acids)
Biological process (GO): amino acid transmembrane transport
Cellular component (GO): membrane
Molecular function (GO): L-amino acid transmembrane transporter activity
Source: RefSeq, a predicted model, not a curated record
AUGUCGAGGCUCUUCGCGCGGUUUGGCCAGAGCGGGGUUACAACUGGUAGAAGUCCAACCCCGAGCGGAAGUGACGAAAAAGCGGCAAGCGACGUCCAGGUCGAGGUUGCCCAUGCUAGUGGCGCAGCAGAGUUGACGUUCGAAGAGGAUGUCCAGGGCGGAAUGGGACGACAUUUGGGGGUUUUCAGCUGUACUAUGCUCAUCAUCGGCCGAAUUAUUGGCACCGGUAUAUUCUCGACGCCAUCGUCAAUCCUCUCCUCUGUUGGCUCUGUGGGUGGCUCGCUAUUUCUCUGGGUCCUCGGCUUUGCCCUUGCACUUUGCGGUCAGCUCAUAUGGCUGGAGCUCGGCUCGAUGAUUCCGCGGUCCGGCGGGGAAAAGGUGUACCUGGAGGCGAUCUAUCGCAGGCCGAAGUACCUGGCUACGAUGGUGUUCGCGAUGAAUGCGAUACUUCUCGGGUUCACUGCUGCUGGGUGUAUCGCUGAUCAACGCAGUAUUCUUAUUGCCGCUGGACAACCGGAUCCACGAUGGGUUGUUCGUGGGAUAGCACUGGGAGUAAUCCUGUUCACCACCGUUCUCCACGGACUUACACCGAGGUUAGGGAUCCUGGUUAUGAAUGCUCUCAGCGUGUUCAAGAUCGUUAUUCUUCUUCUGAUUGUCGUGACCGGAUGGGUCGUCCUCUCUGGAAAAACCCACAUUCAGGAUCCACACGCCAACUUUCGCAAAGCAUUUGAGGGGAGUUCUCAUAGCAGUAACGAUUAUGCGACCGCUACGUUCAAAGUUCUGUUUGCAUAUAAUGGCUGGUCGAAUGUCAAUUACGUGCUCAACGACGUCAAGAAUCCGGUUCGUACGCUGAAAAUCGCGGGCCCGCUCGGCCUCUCGAUAUGCGCCGCUUUAUACCUUCUGGCUAACAUCGCUUACUUCGCUGCCGCGACCAAGGCAGAAAUUAUCAAGGCGAAUGUUACUGUCGCAUCACUGUUUUUCAAGAAUGUGUUUGGAGAGAAGGCGGAGAAGGCGCUGUCCAAAUUUCAUCCCUUAGUAUCGUUCCAAGCGCUGAUUUCUCUCCCUCUUUUGCAUCUUCCUAGUAACACCAUCACUGUCACCUAUGCCGCGGCCAGAGUAAACCAAGAGCUCGCGAAGGAGGGUGUGCCACUGCCUUUUGGUAACCGAAUCUGGGCAUCGAAUUGGCCAACUGGAAAAUCCCCUCUCGGCGGCUUGAUCAUUCACCUGAUUCCUUCGGCACGGUCACAUGACUUUUUCGGUAUGAUCGUCAUCAUCGGCCCACCUCCCGCAGUCGCCUACCCAUUCAUUCUGGAUGUCGAGGGAUAUCCGCAACAAAUCAUCAACCUAUUUAUCGUCAUAGGUUUGUUUUGGCUACGGUAUCGCGAGCCAACUGUGAAAAGGCCGUUUAAAGUGUGGCUUCCCAUCGCAGUUUUCUUUCUGGCAGCGGUUGUCUUUCUGCUGGUGGCGCCGUUUUUGCGACCUGCCAAUAAAGUGGGCGACACACCUCCCCUGCCGUAUUACCUCUAUUGCUUGGUUGGUAUCGCAAUCAUGAUCGUCGGACUGCUUUAUAAGUUUAUUGGGCAACUUGGCGCGUCUUUCUUCCUAAAGUGCUUGGCUAUAAACUACGGCCAAGGAAAAUCCAGCUGGAAGACGGUACUUUUGUUACUUUGUUUUCUCACGAAAAGCUCGAAUGAAGGUGUUGAUUUAACGGGAAUGGACACAUAG